AUGUGUCCGUGUUUCUCCUCCUCUCCUUCGAUUACCCAGCUUGCUCUUGCUCUUUCAAUGGCCUCCUCUUCGUUCUAUGGCCUCCUCUUUCUACGGCCUCCUCUUCGUGCUAUGAUUCAAAACCUCUCUCUCGCUAAAGUGUUACCGGAUGCGACUUGCGAGAUGCUUCACAAGCAUGAAUCGAAAGACAGGAGAAAUCUUCGAGCUCUGGUUAGAAGGACGAGCGAACCCAUGUUUAUUAGAUGCAUCAAGGGAAUGGCAGAGAAGCGGCCAAGGGAAGAGAAGAAGAAGAUUGAUAAGGAAAAGCAGAAGCGGAGUAGACCGGAAUGUUGA
Messenger RNA from Microthlaspi erraticum, 333 nucleotides. The record is from the annotation of a GenBank genome assembly. NCBI's taxonomy places the organism in Eukaryota, Viridiplantae, Streptophyta, Magnoliopsida, Brassicales, Brassicaceae.